Phytophthora megakarya is the source of this 675-nucleotide messenger RNA. The record is from the annotation of a GenBank genome assembly. Lineage: Eukaryota; Oomycota; Peronosporomycetes; Peronosporales; Peronosporaceae.
AUGGUAACGGGAUCCAUGCCUGCGUCUCCCAACGCCCGUAACGUCGACCCGUUGGCAAUCCAAAAAGAACGACGAAGAAGAAUUGCGGUCGCUCAGGAUGAAGAGUUGCGAUGGGCGAACUUGAAGACCGUUCUUCGGGGUGACGAGUCCGUGUUGACAUACCGCAGCGAGAAAUGCUUGGAAGAUCUCCGACCUGAGGACGACGUGCUCUACCACCUAGGAGCGAGACUUCUGAGGAGCAACCACCUGCAAGGAGAGCCAACACUGCGUCUAGUGGUGCCCACCACGAUGAUUCAAGAGGUACUACAAAAUUGCCAUGACUCGUUGGAAGGAGGUCAUCAAGGCAUCGCACGAACUUUCUACCGGGUGAAAUUAGACUACUACUGGGUCGGUCUAUACGCAGAUGUCGCAAGACACGUACGCUCUUGCCCCGACUGUAGCUCGAGUAAAAGCCGACCGAAGCUUCGCGGAUACUCACCGGGGAACAUUUUGGCGGAGCGACCGUUUCAAAUCGUGUCUAUGGAUUUCGUCAUACCCUUACCGAAGUCCCGGCGAGGAAACACUGCGUUGUUGUUAUUUCAAUGCGCAUUCACCGGAUUCGUGAUGGGCAAAGUCAUGGCAAAAACUACCGCCUUGCAGGUGGCGCAGGUGUUUGAAGAGUGCGUCUACCGAUGA